Cuscuta campestris is the source of this 2034-nucleotide messenger RNA. NCBI's taxonomy places the organism in Eukaryota, Viridiplantae, Streptophyta, Magnoliopsida, Solanales, Convolvulaceae. The record is from the annotation of a GenBank genome assembly.
GAUAUUGAGGGUGGACCGUUUCUUCUCUCUCUUCUCUUUCUCUAUAAAUACGGUCCCUCUCCCCUCUCCUUCUUCACGCUCACACGCAACUCUUCACUUCUCCUGCCUUUAUCCCUGCCGAAUCAUCCUCUCUUCUUCCCAAGACCUUUACUCUCUCUCACCAUGAAGAAGACAAUCUCCAUGGUUUCCAAGAUCUUCAAUGGCGACAAGAAAUCCAAGGAGGACGAGAAUGUUUCCUCCAUCACUCCUGCGCAAUUGGGCGAUAUGAGGGGAGUCAUUCCUCCUGAUUAUGGCGUCCAGGAAGCCACGGGUACUACUUUGGAGCGCAAUCCUGACAUCUCCCGCCGAUUGGUCGUCCACUACGACUCGGUUUGGAUGGGAUGUCGCUUCCCUCUCCAUCCCCUCUUGAUUGAACUUUGCAACCGCUACGCCAUACCUCCCGGCCAGAUCUCCUCGAACUCCCACGAGAGUCUCUUUGGCUUCUUGGCGCGGUGUCAUAAGAGAAGCAUUCAACCCACUCUGGAGCUCUUCCUCUCUUUCUUCCGCCCGCACAACCCCAUUGACAAACUUGAUGACUGGUUCCGCCGCUUCUUCGUGGUGGUAGUCCCGGAGGACCUCCCCUUCCCCAAUGUGUGGCGAAAGAAGGAAGACAAAUUUCCUUCUCAUACUUUUCCUACGCGUGAUUCGGAGCUCGAUAGGAUCUACCGUCUCCUCCUUAAGAACGGCUAUUCGGUUCCCCGAGCGCUUCUCUUCAAGGACUCGCACUUCCGGGGUCUCGGAUAUUGGGUGUCUCCUAAAAUUCCUUCUCAAGAGCCGUCGGGAAAUACCACUUCUUCUUGGGUUCCUCCUUUUAGGAGGACUCGACUCCGCCGGCAAUCCUCUCGAAGGGAUCCCUCCCUGGAGGAGGACAUCGAUGGCGAAGAGGCUGGGUCCGUGACUGGGACCCAACCUAUGCUGCUUGCUGACCGCCCUCGUCUUUCGGAAGAGGUGGUGGUCGAGGACGCGUCCGACGAUGAUGGCCUCUAUGACUUCCCUCCGGGGACCUUGAGGGGAUCCGGUCUUAUCCCCGGUGUUCCCCAUAUUCCUCUUUUUGGCAGGGGGACUUCUCCUUCUGCCCAGUUCAUGGGCCCGUUGGGUUUCCAUCCUCACCCCAGUGGGACCAUGCCCAUUGGGCGCACCACCGGUUCACAAGGGUCCCUUGAACCGCCACAUGUCCAGCCCGAACCGUCCACCGCCCUAAAUUUUGCAGAGUCAGCGGCGGAGAGCAUUUUUGGGAUGCCCCUUGGUCAAGGCGGUGUUCCUCUCCCUGGAGCGAAUAUCCAUCGAUCUUUUAGGGAGACGGAGGAGUUAAUUCGGUCCUCCAGUUUUGGGAAGGCUAUUGUCCCCUCAUCCGCCCGUCCCACUGUUGUUCCCGGUCCGUCAACUCAGGAGACCGGGUCUUCUUCUUCUUCUUCUCAGGCCCAUCACAAGAGGGGCCGGAAUUCUACUCCUCUCCCAGGGUCUUUAGUGUCCGCCAGUCCUUCCAUGGGGACCGCUGAUCACUUCUUUGGGACCGCUGGCGAUGGGUCCCCUACCGGGCAAGGGAGUCAGCCCUUUCCCUAUGCCCGGGAGGCCUAUCAGUACACAGGGUACACAGCUUGGGUUGGACGGGACUUCAACAGCAAGCUUGAAGCGAUACAACAGCUUAAAAGGGACCAUCCAGAUGUGAUUCACAGCCCAGUCUGGCCGUUUAUGCAGGAGGAGUAUACUCGUAUGGCCGAUUACGUCGCCACUUCCUCUGCUCAGCGCCAUUCCCUUCGCCUAUUGGACCGCAAUGCUGCUUUAUCAAAGGAGCUGAGGGAUUUCAAAUCUCGGCACUCUAUUUGCGUCGAGCGCCCGGAAUAUGGACAGAUUAUGGACAGAAAACUCCCUUUCCUUUCUUUUUUGCAACGUACAGCCCCUUUCAACAAAAAAAGAGAGAAAGAAAACACCCUAAAAUAGAAUGCUUUUAACGGAAUAGAAACUCGGACAGACCCGCUCCUACUGGUAGAAUUU